This is a messenger RNA of Hyposmocoma kahamanoa, 1342 nucleotides long. Its product is annotated as ectonucleoside triphosphate diphosphohydrolase 5-like. Gene Ontology annotation, molecular function: GDP phosphatase activity; UDP phosphatase activity. The record is from RefSeq and is a predicted model, not a curated record. Gene Ontology annotation, biological process: nucleoside diphosphate catabolic process. Gene Ontology annotation, cellular component: membrane. NCBI's taxonomy places the organism in Eukaryota, Metazoa, Arthropoda, Insecta, Lepidoptera, Cosmopterigidae. Bases 1 to 1302 code for a protein of 433 amino acids. The transcript has 9 exons.
AUGUCAAUAGUGAAAUUGUUCCCUUUUAUAUUAGUAGGUAUAACGUCAAUUAAUUCACCUCACCUAUAUUCUGGUACAUAUUAUGUGGUAGUGAUAGACGCCGGCUCCACCGGUUCCAGGGUACAUGCUUACAAAUUUUCUCUGCCUAGAAGCAGACUUAAACGAGAUUCGGUCCGAAAAUUACGAUUCGAGGAUGAGCUAUAUGUUGCCAGAAAACCUGGACUUUCAUCUUACGCCAGCAAUCCAAAGAAAGGCGCGGAGUCUAUUAUCGAAUUGAUACAAAAAGCAGAUUCCUUUGUGCCGAAGCAUAUGAGAGCGAAAACACCUUUAAUUGUUCGUGCGACGGCUGGUUUAAGAGCAUUGCCUGAAGCUGUAUCAGCAAACCUAUUAAUGCAAAUUCGUGUUGCUAUAGCUAAUCUAGGCUAUAAGAUAAACGACAAUAGCGUCAAUAUAUUACAAGGAAAAGACGAAGGUAUCAACAUGUGGUAUACUGUCAACUUGUUAACCGAUACUCUUGAACAAACAAAUCCAAUGUCAUCACUAGAAAUGGGCGGAGCCUCAGCCCAGGUGACGUUUGUGUUGCAUCCUGGUGAGAUUUCUAAUUAUUUAUCAAAAGACGUUUAUGUGAGACCUGCCGUCACCAAUCGUACACUUUUCUCUCGUAGCUACCUCGGGCAGGGUAUUAGCGCAGCUCGCCUUGGAACACUUCAGCUAGAAGCUGGUAAUAUCAAGACAAAAAAAUUCAUUUCUGUCUGUGCAGACCCUGUACUGACAAAAUUUGAAGAGAAUUUUUUCGGUGAAAAAGUAGAAAUCAGUGGUGUUUCUCGCGAGGGUUACUCUAUAAAAGAAGUAUAUUUACGAUGCCGGAAGUUCGUGACGGCGUACAUCAAAGCGACAAUGGGAAACGUCUUGCAACUAAAAGGACUAAGGAAAAUCGCAGCUAUGGGAUAUUAUUAUCAAUUUGCUAACGACGAAGGACUUAUUCCUCGUGACAAAAACGGCCAUGUAACAAUUCAAAAUCUGUUGGCACAUGCUGUAAGUCCAACUGGUGGAUGCGCUACACACGAUAAGCAAAAUCCAUGGCGAUGUUUCGACGCCAUUUUUAUAGUAACAUUGUUGCAAUAUGGAUACGGGAUUGACAAAAAUAGUAUAAUUCAUUUAUACGACACAAUUGACAAUUAUAACGUAGAAUGGACUCUGGGAGUUGCUUACAACUACGUCAUGGCGGAGAUUACAACAAACCCGGACCUUAUCCACGUGCAUCAUUAUCUACGAAAAAUAUUGUCGAAAAUGAGAAAAUAAAACAGAUUUGUAUUUUAAUUGAGCUGAUGACAAAAGGAAU